Molecule: messenger RNA, 2980 nt
Organism: Trachymyrmex septentrionalis
Lineage: Eukaryota; Metazoa; Arthropoda; Insecta; Hymenoptera; Formicidae
Product: insulin-degrading enzyme-like
Exons: 13
Coding region: 7-2931 (974 amino acids)
Biological process (GO): peptide catabolic process
Cellular component (GO): cytosol; mitochondrion
Molecular function (GO): metalloendopeptidase activity; metal ion binding
Source: RefSeq, a predicted model, not a curated record
GCUCCGAUGACCAAUAUGUCAACUGAACGUGUGGAAAAGCAAUAUGAUUUAAUAGAAUCACGAAAUGUCCAAUUAUGUAGAAAUUUGGUACUCACUAAUAAAAUGAAAGUUUUUUUAAUAAGCGAUCCAACAACUGAUAAAAGUGCUGCUGCAAUAAACAUUAAUGCUGGCUCUAUGUGCGAUCCAGAUGAUCUACCUGGAUUAGCGUAUUUUUGUGAGCACAUGUUGUUUCUAGGAACGAAAAAAUAUCCUCAACAAAAUGAUUUCAAAAAAUUUCUAUCACAGAAUGGUGGUGCAAGUAACGCAACAACAGAUUUAGAUCACACUAUCUAUUAUUUCGAUGUAGCUACCGAUAAGUUAGAAGGUGCUUUAGACCGUUUUGCUCAAUUUUUCUUGGCGCCUCUCUUUACGGAGGAGAUGACUGAACUAGUAUUAAAUAUCAUAAAUUCAGAAUACGAGGACCAAUUAGCAAGAGAUAACCCGCGAUUCGAUCAAUUAGAAAGAUCAUCUGCGAGCUCAGAUCAUCCGUUUUCGAAAUUCAACAUAGGAAAUAGAGAAACAUUAGACACAAUACCGAAACAAAAGGGCAUUAAUGUUCGAAAUAAACUACUAGAGUUUCAUGAAAAGUAUUAUUCUGCAAAUAUUAUGUCACUGUCUGUUCUUGGCAAAGAGAGUUUAGAUGAACUCGAAAAUAUGGUAGUGGACUUGUUUUGCGAAGUACGAAACAACGAAAUUGAAGUUCCAAUAUGGCCUGAACAUCCAUUCAAGGAUGAACAACUCCGCACUAUGUGGUACAUUGUUCCAAUAGAGGAUACAAGAUUAUUACACAUAUCGUUUCCUUUACCAGACAUGCGUCAACAUUGCCGAUCUUCGUCUGGACUUUACGUUUCUCAUUUGCUUGGGCAUAAAGGAGAAGGCUCAUUAUUAUCGGCUUUGAAGGCUAAAGGAUGGUGUAACUUUAUAUCAUCCACAUUACGUUUUCCCGCCAGAGGCUUCAGUAUUUUUAAUAUUUUAGUCGAUUUGACCGAAGAAGGUAUUAAGCACAUCGAAGAUAUUGUUCUAAUGGUAUUUCAGUAUAUCAAUAUGCUUAAGUUGAAAGGACCAAUCAAAUGGAUCUACGACGAAUAUCAAGAUAUAACAGAUAUAAACGCUCAUUUUAUAGAAAAGAUUUCGCCUCUUACUUAUGUGUUACUUAAGGUUCGAGAAUUGCAAAAAGUCACCAUGAAUGAUUCUGCAUGCGCGGACUCUAAUUGGCGGCCGAACUUAAUCGAGGAAAUAAUGGGAUAUUUGAUCCCACAAAAUAUUAUAAUUUAUAUAACUGCAAAAGCAUAUGAAAAUAUAGCUGAUGAAAUUGAAUGUUGGUAUGGCACUAAAUAUAAGAAAGUGAAGCUAUCCAAGGAAAUAAUAGACACAUGGAAUUCCCCUGGCUUUAAUGACGACCUGAAAUUGCCUGUCAAGAAUGCAUUUAUAGCAACUACAUUUGAUAUCAAGCCACAAACUAAUGUUGACAAAUUUCCCAUUAUUUUGGAGGAUACAUUAUUUGUAAGACUUUGGUAUAAAAAAGACGAUGAAUUUCUUGUGCCUAAAGCUAAGAUGAUCUUCGCUUUCUUCAGUCCAUUUGUUUCUAUGGGUCCCCUUAGUUACAAUUAUACUAAUAUAUUUGCUGAUCUGUUUCGUGAUUCUCUUGACGAAUAUACAUAUGCUACUGAUUUAGCUGGUUUACGAUGGGAACUAAAUAAUUUUAAAUAUGGAAUAACACUCUCUAUAGAUGGUUAUGAUGACAAACAACGUGGCCUGUUAGAAAAACUCAUGGAUCGAAUGAUAAAUUUUGAAGUUGCUCCGAAGAGAUUUGAAAUUUUGAAGGAAAAUUAUAUCAGGAGCAUGAAAGAUUUUGCUGCUAAACAGUCUGAUGAACAUGCUUGCUAUUAUCUUAGAGUCCUAUUAGAAGAGAAAGCUUUGCUCGAGGAAGAAUUACUGGAAGCUACUACCUAUUUAAAUGUCGAGGGACUCCAGCAGUUUAUACCACAGUUACUCAGUAAGGUGCACGUCGAGUGCUUGAUAUAUGGUAAUGUGACUGUAACGGAAGCUACAGAUAUACUUAAACUAAUUGAGUUUAAGUUGACAACUGGAGUGCCCAACAUAAUACCCUUGUUAGAACAGCAAUUAAUAUUGCCCCGUGAAAUUAAAUUAGAAAAUGGUUGCCACUUUCUGUUUGAAACAGAAAAUAAUUCAGAUAAAAGUUCUUGUAUAAUGGUAUAUUAUCCAACUGGUUUACAAUCAACAGAGUCGAAUAUGCUCUUACAACUUUUAGCACAAAUUAUUGCGGAACCUUGCAUUAAUACUUUAAGAACUAGUGAGCAAUUAGGCUAUAUAGUAUUUAGUGGUAUACAUAAAUCGAUUGGAAUACAAGGCUUGCAAAUCGUUGUACAAAGUGAUAAACAUCCACAAUAUGUCGAAAAACGAAUCAAUUUAUUUUUAGACUCCAUGUUGAAUCACAUAUCUACUAUGACAGAAGAACAAUUUGAAGAACAUAAGAAAGCUUUAGCUAUAUUACUUUUUGGAAAACCAAAAAAUUUGACUGCAAGGUGUGACUUGUACUGGAAUGAGAUCCAAUUCCAACAAUAUAACUUCGAUCGAAAGAAUAUUGAAGUGGCUUACUUAAAGACGAUAUCUCGGCAGCAAUUACUUAAUUUUUUUAAGGAAAAUGUACAUAGUAAGAAUCGACGUAAAUUGUCGAUACAUGUAAUAUCCACGUCAUCGGAAAAGAGCUCAUCUGACAGCACAAUUGAAGAAAUUGCUGAUUUAUCAACUGAUGAAGAAGUUAAGAAAAUCGAUGAUAUUUUGUCAUUUAAAAAUAGUCAAUCUUUGUAUCCUCUAGUUAAACCGAUUGAAAAAUGUUUUCUGAGGAAAAGCAUACGCCCUUCUAAGUGAUAAAAAAUGUGACGAGAUAAUAGUGAAUUAAGCGAAUGAAUUUAUUUAC